Notolabrus celidotus (New Zealand spotty) is the source of this 2193-nucleotide messenger RNA. RefSeq names its product N-ethylmaleimide-sensitive factor attachment protein, beta b (gene napbb). The record is from RefSeq and is a predicted model, not a curated record. Lineage: Eukaryota; Metazoa; Chordata; Actinopteri; Labriformes; Labridae. The transcript has 11 exons. Gene Ontology annotation, biological process: synaptic transmission, glutamatergic; regulation of synaptic vesicle priming; SNARE complex disassembly. Gene Ontology annotation, cellular component: terminal bouton; synaptobrevin 2-SNAP-25-syntaxin-1a complex; vacuolar membrane. The coding region runs from base 118 to 1008 and encodes 296 amino acids. Gene Ontology annotation, molecular function: syntaxin binding; soluble NSF attachment protein activity.
GCAGGUGCACGCCCACGCUAAAUAAACCCAUCGACUGUAAUCCUCACUGUACACAGCGGGAUCCUCUGCGGGUAUUUUCCUUCAUUACUAGAAGUUUGAACCAAAUAAAGCGAUAAAAUGGACAACUCCGGGAAAGAGAAGGAAGCGAUUCAGCUAAUGGCGGACGCUGAUAAAAAAGUCAAGUCCUCUGGCUCCUUUUUGGGAGGGAUGUUUGGAGGAGGACAUCAUAAAGUGGAGGAAGCAUGUGAGAUGUACUGCAGAGCAGCCAACAUGUUCAAGAUGGCCAAGAACUGGAGCGCUGCUGGAGCAGCAUUUUGCAAGGCAGCACGUAUCCAUAUGCAGCUACAGAACAAACAUGACAGUGCCGUCAGCUUCAUCGAUGCAGGAAAUGCUUACAAGAAGUCUGACCCUAACGAGGCAAUCAAGUGUUUAAACGCUGCCAUCGAUAUAUACACAGACAUGGGAAGAUUCACAAUCGCAGCCAAACACCACAUCAGUAUCGCAGAGGUCUACGAGUCCGAAAUGGUGGAUAUAGAAAAGGCAAUUGCACAUUAUGAACAAGCAGCAGACUACUACAAAGGAGAAGAGUCCAACAGUUCUGCCAACAAGUGUCUGCUGAAAGUGGGGGCUUACUGUGCUCAGCUGGAGCAGUAUCAGAAGGCUAUAGAGAUCUAUGAGCAGGUUGGAGCUAACACCAUGGACAACCCUUUGUUGAAAUACAGUGCUAAAGAAUAUUUCUUCAAAGCCUCCCUCUGUCAUUUCAUUGUGGAUGAGCUCAACGCUAAGAUUGCUGUUGAAAAAUAUGAGGAGAUGUUCCCGGCUUUCUCAGACUCGAGAGAAUGCAAACUGUUGAAGAAACUUCUUGAAGCUCAUGAGGAACAGAACAGCGAGGCUUUCACAGAAGCAGUAAAAGAGUUUGAUUCCAUCUCACGCCUCGACCAGUGGCACACAACCCUCCUGCUGCGCAUCAAAAAGACCAUCCAGGGCGAUGAAGGGGAUCUGAAAUGAAAGAAACUGGGGGGGUUAAACUGCAGCACAGAGGGACAAAUCCAUCACGCAUGCUUUAUUACACACACGCACACACACACAUACAUACACAGACACACACACUCUUUCACUCGCUGCACUGUGUAUAGCAUCUGGAGAGGAGCCACCGCUGAUUACACAUAAUUUUCCACUGCUUCACUGUCAGAGUACUAUCUUUGCUUUCCUUGCGAGCAAACUGAGUCCAGUCAGAAUGUAAAUCCUCUCGCCCUCACCUCUCGUCUAGAGGACUGCUGCAUACCUUUUCUGCUAACAUCUGUCCCGGGGGGGGGGGGCAGAGCGGUAUCUUGUAUUGAAACUGAUGUUAGUAUUGAAAACAAGCACUGCAUGUUUUGUACGGUUAUCAUUUCCUAGUCAAAUGCUGCUUGUUUUUUAAAAUCUAGUUGACUAUUUAUUUAAACAGAUGAUUUAAAUGUUUCAGUUUGUUGUACAUUAAAGUGUCACCGUGUGGCUGGAUUUUAUGAAUGUAUUUUUAUUUGUCGGAUUAGAAGAGAGGUGGAUCAUAUUAAUAUUAGGAUUGUAAUUUUAACUGAAGUCAUCCGAGCUAUAAAAAGGGAUUUUGUUGCAUUUUAUCAGCCAUGAGGAGAGACUCUUCUAGAAGAAGGGCAAUGAUAUGCACCAAGUGUAGACUGUUAAACAUUUGUAUCGAAUCUAACCAUACACUUUCAAAUGUCCAUGAGUUUUCGAUUAUUCAUUUAUACUUUAGGAGUUAUUUAUAGAGUUAUACUUUGAAUGUUUGAAUGUGUAAGCUGUGAUUUAUAGUUUGCCUGUGAAAAAUUAAUUUUUCAAUCAAAAACACCGAUGUGGAAACCCUUCCUCCUUCUUUCCAGGGAAGUAAUCUUUGGGUUUAUGUGCAUCAUUAGUCACUCAUCCCGUGCUGUGUUGUGAUGUGAACUUAUCAUUGGAGGUUUUACUAAUGCAGUGAAGCUUCCAAAUGGCCAGUCGCUAAGCAUGUCAUUGUGUGUAGUAUAGUGUGGUGUUACAUUCACUAGUGUGAGCCAGACCAAAGUUUUUACCAAAGGGUCAGUCGCCCUGUGUAUCCAGCUUCUUCCAGGUGGAAUGAUGAGGGAUCUUGAAUAUGAUCUGUAUGCUUGUGCAAAGGGACAAUAAUAAAGACAUUAUAGCCCAUCUUUGUAGUCUUGCCCAUGA